CACGUUGACCAUGUACUUCCAGCAAGCGUGGCGGGAUAAGCGGCUCUCCUAUUCCGAGAUCGCCUACAACCUCACUCUGGACAACCGAGUGGCCGACCAGCUGUGGGUCCCGGACACCUACUUUCUCAACGACAAGAAGUCCUUUGUGCACGGCGUCACUGUCAAGAACAGGAUGAUCCGCCUGCAUCCCGACGGCACCGUGCUUUAUGGACUCAGGAUCACCACCACUGCAGCCUGCAUGAUGGACCUGCGCCGUUACCCUCUCGAUGAGCAAAACUGCACCCUGGAGAUCGAAAGCUAUGGCUACACAACAGAUGAUAUCGAGUUCUACUGGCGGGGAGGAGAAGGUGCAGUAUCCGGCGUCGACAGGAUCGAGUUGCCUCAGUUUUCGAUCGUCGACUAUAAACUCAUCUCCACGAAGGUGGUCUUCUCCACAGGUUCCUAUCCCCGCCUGUCCCUCAGCUUCAAACUGAAGAGGAACAUCGGUUACUUCAUCCUGCAGACAUACAUGCCUUCCAUCCUGAUUACCAUCCUAUCCUGGGUCUCUUUCUGGAUCAACUACGAUGCCUCUGCCGCCAGAGUGGCCCUGGGGAUCACCACGGUGCUGACCAUGACCACCAUCAACACUCACUUGCGAGAGACGCUUCCAAAGAUCCCCUAUGUGAAGGCCAUCGACAUGUACCUGAUGGGCUGCUUCGUGUUCGUCUUCCUCGCCCUGCUGGAGUACGCCUUCGUCAACUAUAUCUUCUUUGGCCAAGGCCCGCAGCGGCAGAAGAAAGCGGCUGAGAAGGCGGCCACGGCCAAUAACGAGAAGCUUAGACCUGACCCCAACAAGUGGCUGGUGGGAAAUGUAGUUCAGAGAGAUGAUGCUCUGUAUGCCAGAAUGAAACAGAGGGAAAUUGACGCGUAUGACUCGAUGUGGGAUCCCAUCUUUGUGGACGAUGCCGCAUUAGGACUAGGCGAGCAAAGAAAUAAGAUGACUCCCGACGACAACAUCCUGUUCAGUACCCUGGAGAUGAAGAACGAAAUGGGGGGUGCCGGAGAUCUGUCCCGAGGCCUGGGAGCGCCCGGAGAUCCCCGCAACACUAUGCUGGCUUACGACAGCUCCACGCUGCAGUACCGCAGGGCGGCCAUGGCCCGCCAGAACUAUGGCCACAGCGCCUUGGAGCGCCACGCUCAGAAGAAGUCGCGCCUACGGAGACGGGCCUCGCAGCUCAAGGUCAACAUCCCGGACUUGUCCGACGUGAACUCUAUCGAUAAGUGGUCCAGGAUGAUCUUCCCCACCGUCUUCUCCUUCUUCAACGUGGUCUACUGGCUCUACUACGUCCAUUAAGCUCGGCGGCCAUCUCCAGGCCGUCUCACGAAGAUGGGGAGCAGGGGAUUCAGAUGGAAUAAAGAAUUAAAGAGAGAUGAACGGUGCGCCACCUUUUAGCGGGUUCAUUUUAGACGACGUGAAGAGAGUGCAAAGACAUUUUGGACAGACAGCGGCAGCAGCACCAACACUGAAGUGACUCUUUUAGCAUUUGGGAAACACCUUCCAUGGAUUGGACAAACACUUUAAAAACAAGAGUUUUAAAAAGGACAGUGAUGGUGCAGGAAUUUCAAUAUAUCACUAUUUGUCAUUCGUAGCUUACUCUCUGUGGAUCAAAUAUUUAUGCUUGUGUUUGCAUAUACUUUAAGGAUUUGUUUUGUUUAGUAUCUAUUUACUUCGUAGCCAAGCCGUCUGCAUCCGGGAAAGCUUUAUAAAUGAUUUCAAAGGAGUCAUCCUUGAUAGUCUAUUUUCCUAUAAUUACUGUAAAUCCUAAACAUCCUUUGAAGAGCAUGCUCACGCUUGAUUUUCUUUGCGUCUCAGUUGCGAUGGUGAUGAUAGUGAAGAUGGCGUGGAAGGUGGAAUUGGCAGUGCCAAUGCCGGAUAGAAAAGGAAAAACACGUCAUGGACAUCUGGUGAAGGAGUUGUUGGACAUUUUGACCUUUCUGUUUUUGCUUUUGCAGCACGGACCAAAUCGAGUCCGUUUCACCCUGUUUAUUUUUUGAAACAAAAAAGGACAUUCGACUCGUCCUUACAUUGUGCCAUGGUGAGAAGAGCUUUAGAGGAGGGGAAUGGCUUUAACGGGACAAUCGAGUGGAAGAAAUAUGAAUCGGCUGUCCUUUCAUGACAAUGAGUUGCUGCAUAAAUAUGGCAAUCCACAAUCAUCUUUAUCAGUAGAAUUGAAUGAUAGAAGUAUGAUACGUUUCAUUGUGGUUAGGUUUCUGUUAUGAAAAAAAAAAUGUAGAUAAAUACAAAUCAUGUUAAAAGAAAGAGAUGAUUCAUUUUUAUAAAUCAGUACUCACAUUGUGUAAAUAUCAAUUUAUUCUAUUUGACUGUCGUUGUUUUGCAGUUGAAUUACACAUCAAUAAUUUUCCAGGCCGUCAAAAAAAAAGGGAAAAAAAA
Molecule: messenger RNA, 2431 nt
Organism: Hippocampus comes (tiger tail seahorse)
Lineage: Eukaryota; Metazoa; Chordata; Actinopteri; Syngnathiformes; Syngnathidae
Product: gamma-aminobutyric acid receptor subunit beta-2-like
Exons: 7
Coding region: 11-1333 (440 amino acids)
Biological process (GO): monoatomic ion transmembrane transport
Cellular component (GO): membrane
Molecular function (GO): GABA-A receptor activity; extracellular ligand-gated monoatomic ion channel activity
Source: RefSeq, a predicted model, not a curated record